Molecule: messenger RNA, 2272 nt
Organism: Durusdinium trenchii
Lineage: Eukaryota; Dinophyceae; Suessiales; Symbiodiniaceae
Source: the annotation of a GenBank genome assembly
GUGCUUGAUACGUUUUCGGGCCAUGGAUGACGACGAGGCUGGGGAUUCAGUGAGCUUGCCACCCUCAGUCGCGGAGACAGAUGAUGAAGCGCUGCAGCAGCAGCAAGAUGAUGAAGACGACGUGUCUUUGCCGCCAGAGGUGGUGGAAGAUGGUUUUCCUGAGGAGGCUCAGUGCUGCAAGAGGCGCAAUUGCAAAUCACUCUUCGAUCGAGCAGUUUUGGAAACGUACCAGGCUGAAUUUUCCCAUUGCAGCCAAGCCGUGCGCUUGAACAAAACUUAUGAGAAAGUCCGCGAUGUCUUCAAGGCCGGCGGGUCUGACACGAAGAAGCCAAUGCCAUGGGCACUGCUGGGCAAACCAGUGUGCAGGAAGUUCUUUGAAACAAUCCAUCAAGUUGGCCAUGGCACUAUGGACCAAAUGGUUCUCCAUUGCAAAAAUGGCCACACAUCCUGGCCGCAACAACGGGGUCCUAGACUGCAAAGAGACGCUCCUGCCACCGAUACCGUGGAUGUUUGGUUCAUGACGGUGUACAAUGACCUGGCUGAACCUCUUGCCAUUCCUGGUUCGGAAGGGCGGUUGGAAUCUGCUGGGCUUGAGGAACAGCUGCAGCAACAUGAAGUAGUGGACGGAAAUGACCCGUUGCUGUCAGUCAGUCUCAAUUUGAGGCGGCACGCGAAUCCAAAGACAGACCCGCAUGGGCGGGUGCUGAUCCCUAAAAGGUAUUUGAAUUUUGCAGAUGAGUCUGCUCUAUUCAACUUCUACCAGAUCGACGAACCAUCUCCGCAGCAAGUUUCCCGUAGCACCUUUCGAAAGGACAUUGCUGAUUUGGUCGAGUACUUGAAGGAUCACAUGAAAGCAGCUGUCAACAGAGAGAUUGUGAUCGAAGAGUUGACAAAUACUAUGGAUUUCAAGACUUGGCUGGGAGAUGCCAACCUACAUGUCCAAGGGCUGACAAGUACCCACUUGGAGCCGCACGCCAAUCAUGUUUGGAGAUUUACUCCCCGCGCUGAAGUGGACCCGGCCCAUGGAGCUAUCGAGUGCCAUCACCCAGAUUGGCGUGGUCUUCCGGAGCAUCCACAAGAUGUGAUCUUGACAGUGAAGCAGUACAUGAGCUCCCCAUCUCCAUCCCAAUGUCCGCAGCUGAUUCUACCCUUGGCAAUAAGCGAGAAAUUGCAGGAGGAGAAGCUCAAGCCUGCUGCCCAGAAUCAAUUUAGCGAAACCACGCUGCAGGAGUUCCGGAAGACAGCUGAAAUUUUUUCCCAGAUUUCGCAGAGCAGCGAUGCCUUGAAUCAGGGCGUUUGGACGCAGCUCUGCCACAAGACUUGGAAACCGCUGAUGUUGAACCUGAAGCUGGGCAAGAACCAAGACCUGCGGGUCAGAUCUACAGGGAUCUCGCAAAGCGAUGAUGCCGGCUGCUGCUACAGCUGCAGCAACGAGCGCGCAGAAUCUGAAAGUGGCCUGGCCCCGGCCCAACCGGAUACAUCAAUGUCCUUGGAGUCGGGUUCGGAUGUUGAGUUGCCAGAUCCUGUGUUUGAUUUCGACACGGAGAACAUAUCGCCAGUUGCCUCUGCCGUACCUGCGCCUGAACAAGUGGCCACACACGGGCCGCAGGAUUUCAAUUUGUUCGCGUUGGAAUUGUUUUCCCCUCCGAGCGUGCUUCCACAUGUGAGAUCCGUUGGUGGCCCAUGCCGGAUGUCCUUGGAUAUCCUGACCGGUUGGAACCUGCAGCACAAGGAAGUUCAAGACAUUGUUUUUGGCAUGUUGGAAGCAGGCAAACCCAGAAUGGUUUUUUUGUCUCCGCCUUGUACCAUUUUCAGCUGUUUGCAAAAAUGCUUUCGCAAUUAUGAGAAGAUGGGCCCCAAAGUUCUGGAAGAGAGAUGGCGAGAAGGUUGUGACCAUAUGAAUUUGUCGGUGACCGUUGCUGAGCGGCAGGACCACAACGAUGACUUCUUCAUGUUGGAACACCCACAGCGAGCCUCCUCGUGGGAAUUGGAAUCCACUCAGAAAUUGCGGGCUAAGCAGCGUGUAGGCAGCGUUGAUUUCGAUCAAUGCAUGCUAGGCCUUCGAGCGCCCAAUGGUAAGUUGAUGAAAAAAAGGACCCGCAUUGUGAGCAACAAUGCCUGGCUGCUAUCCAAGCUGUCCCAUUCCCAAUGUGAUAGGCAGCAUGAGCAUCAACCCAUUGAGGGGUCGAUGAAAGGUCGAAGCUUGAGUUGGUGGGCCCAACACUACCCUGAUGGCCUGGUGAAAAUUUUAGCAGAGAGUGUGAGCCACUAG